Molecule: messenger RNA, 4252 nt
Organism: Megalobrama amblycephala (Wuchang bream)
Lineage: Eukaryota; Metazoa; Chordata; Actinopteri; Cypriniformes; Xenocyprididae
Gene: znf438
Product: zinc finger protein 438
Exons: 8
Coding region: 1181-3427 (748 amino acids)
Biological process (GO): regulation of transcription by RNA polymerase II
Cellular component (GO): nucleus
Molecular function (GO): DNA-binding transcription factor activity, RNA polymerase II-specific; sequence-specific DNA binding
Source: RefSeq, a predicted model, not a curated record
AAACCGGUGUUGCAUGAGCUGUACCAUUUUUUCUUAAAAGGGGUGGAUAUACAACUCUGUCAUGGAUGGUGAGAAAAUAUAAAAGUUCCACUUAGUAACAGUCACCGUUUCGGAUUCGAGGUCUCGCCCAAAAAUGGCUGUGGAGAAACAGUUAUGAAGAUGUGUCGAUCUACUCACCUAAUUAAUGUGGCGCAUGCUCCAAAUUAACCAAGAGUCCUCUGAUCGAGCCGGAGGACAUUUCUGGAAGGCCCCUUUCACCAUGUAGGAAGUGAUCCUGUGACACGGUGUGUGCAGGAUUGUGAUCCUUGCCUAACUGCUUUGUGAAGCCGAGCCGUUUCCUGAGCUGUCAUAGUUCUAUGUUUCUAAAUAACUCUCAGGAACAGCGCUGCACCGCUUUGAUCAUUAUAUCAUUCAAGUGCAAGUUGCUGAUAAUACGGUUUGAUUAAUGAUGGACUGGACCACACUGCAUCUGUGCCCGUGGAGAUCUACAGAAUUUGAAUGCCUGUCAGUCACAAAGUUAAGUAGUUAUAUUUUGGCUAAUUUAAUUGUGCAUUCAGCCACCAAUAAGACUGUAGUACGUUCAGCUUCAUUUAACACAUUUUCCCAUGUUUAAAUCCAGAUUUUCACCCAAUUUCAGCACAAAAAAUGUGACAAUGCUGUCUUGGUAAUUUUCUUGGAUGGUAAUAAAUCGCUAUGCUUUUAAAUUGAGUAAACAUUAACUGGUUUGGUGUCCUGUACGGUGUGGAAAAUGAAACGAUCACAGUGGAGUCUUUUGCCUCAGCCUGUUUCCAUGUUUUUCAUAAAAUCAGCAUUUAUUCUUUCCCGGCUGCUGCCCGUACCUAUGCUGACAGGUCUCCAACCCUGCAUUAGUGUGGAAAUAAGUCAAAUCCUUAAUGCCUUGUUUUUCUUGCAUUUUUUUCCCCUUCUCUCUCACCCUCUUAAGACAGGAAAGGGUUACUUUCCAUGUUUCCUGUCCAAUUCCCCUAGCUCCAGCUCCUUUCGGAUCACUUUCUUCAUACUAAACAUUCCCAGGCUCCCAUAACCUCCUGGCUUCCUUGCACUGGCCAAGAGAGAUCCCAGGUGUGCAGAGGGCUGUGGAAGGAGAAGAAGAGGAUUGUGGUCCGUCUUGGGACAGAGACGCUGACGAUUCUUUGGGAUCUUCAGUGACAGUGUGGCAGACAUGAAAACCCAAGAGCACCGUUCCAGCCCUCUGAAAUCACACACACAGAGUGAUGCACGGCCCCACUCCCAAAUUAAAGGUCUCCAGUUUCGCAGCAUUGCACCCAAAGCCCCAGCAGUGGUUCCAUCAUCUGCAGUUCUGUCCUGCCAACCUCCCUCAGCCCUUCCAGAAGCAUCCACAGCUGUCAGCCCCAAAUCCAUCCUGGUCCCUGCCCAGAACUAUGCACUCAUGCAGGUGGCUGGACAAGAGGGAACCUUCUCAUUGGUGGCCUUACCUCAGACACAACAGCAACAGCCAAUCCAGAAGAACCUUAAGCUGCCUAUUCCUAGAUACCAACCGGUGAGAAGCAAGAGCGCUCCAGAAAAAGGCAGUAGCAAGAUGCCGAGUCCAGCCAAGGUUUCUGCAACCGCACAAGCUCAAUCAUCUGCCGUAAAAUCAGACCAGAGUUCAGACCCAGUAUCUGAGCAGCUUAUGAUCGACACUCCUACUUCAUCAGAAAUCAACAUUGCACCCUUAUUCCCAGGUUCACAGACAGAUCGAAAAAUGGAACAAAAAAGCGAUGUCCGUCCACUCAAAAACCAGCACUACCCUUCUGGAACCUCCCUUGUUGCCCCUGUCAAGAAAAUCUCACCAGUUAAAACCCAAAUAGAGGGUCCAGCCUCGGCUGGCAGUGCCAUCACAGUUCUCUCUCCCACUAUCUUUAGCAAAGCUGUUCAGAUCAUUCCAUCUCCACCCAAGGGCAAGCUGCCCAUCCUGCCCUAUGCCAAGGUGAAAAACUCCCUCCUGGUACCAACCAGCCUUGCCAGCACCCCUUUCUCAGACAAGCAGACUGUGAGUGGAGCCAAAAGCAGCCUGAAAAGCCCUCCAGACAACAACAUCAAGUCCACAGACAGCAAAGUUAAAAGUGAAAGCCUGAGCCAAGACCACAACAACACCCAAUUCAAGAAACCUCCAGGCAAGAAACGGGGGAGGAAGAGGAAAACCAUGGAGGAUAUUCUGGCCUUUGAAGCCCGAAAGAAAAGAUCCUUGUCAUUUUUCAGAAGGAGGGUACCUGAGAAACCUUCACUUGGUGCUUCAAAUUCUGCCUCUCAAGAGAAGUUGCUGGAUAUAUCCAAAAAGUAUCGUAGUAUUCGUCCCAAGCCGGUACUGGUUAUGGAAACCACUAUUCCACAACUUGUACCGCUUCCUUCUUUGUCAACACCAGAGAACCCUGAUCAGGAACUACUAUUAGGACAACAAAUAUCAGGAAAACCACUGAGUGUUCCACAGUCUUCACAAGCUACUGAUCAGCAGCCGGUGGCAGAUUGUAAAGGUGGUGGAGGUGUGAUUUACACAAGUCGUCCGCUGCACCGAUGUCCUACCUGCAGCAGGUGUUUCCAGUUCAAGCAUCACUUGCAGAGCCACAUGAACAGCCACAGUAACCUGCGGCCCUAUGUCUGCCCGGUAUGCAGGAAGGCCUAUGCUCACUCGGGCAGCCUUAGCACUCAUAUGAAACUGCACCAUGCGGAAAGCAGGCCCCGGAAGAGCCUUUGCUGUGAAUUCUGCGAUAAGUCAUUUGGCUAUGUGGGUGUCUACUUCAGCCAUUUGAGAGAGGUACACCGGGUAAUACUCACCGUUGAGCCAUCCAUCAGUCAACAUGAAGAAAACAUGUCUGUAGAAGAGUCUUCAGAAGCUGACGAACAGGCCUCAGAACAGCGGGUUGACCCAGUCGAGCUACAAAUUAAGUGUGGGCGCUGCCAGGCCAUCACACCUACCUUUGCUGACAUGAAGCUGCAUUUGUUGUACGUGCAUGGAGAGGAAGUCCAGGUCCGACCGAGAGAUGGGGCCACGUGCGGCGGCCGUGAAGCAGAGGAUGAGCUGGUCAAACAUGCAGCGCAUUACUGGAGGCAGCUCAAUGAGAAACGCAACCUAGUGCACUGCGGCACCUGCAAUGAAGAGUUCUUCUCCUUUUCCAAGUUCAAAUGCCACCUCCAUUCUCACCAUCAAGGAGCUAGAGAGAGUCAAAAAGAGGAAGAGGUGGAAGAGGAAAUGGUAGGUAAGGAGGGCCAUGUAUUGAGGGGCCUCAAUAAAGGUAUAUCCCUGAGGGUGGGAUCUCACUUUAACUGCAUCCUUUGCAGUAAGGUCUUUAAUAAAAGACAAGAAGUUAUUGAGCAUUGGAGGGCACAGCACAACUGUGAAAAUCCCACCCUUCUUUGGGAUGUCCUAGACUUCAGAGGGGAGAACAAGCCUACUGAUGGGCCAAACUAACUGCAAAUGGGUAAUUUAUUAUUUGCUCCGUGUGUCGAUUGUGUGGUUUAUGCAGAAAAAAUCCACUAAUAGACUUUUUUUUUUUUGUUGUUGUUGAUGUUUUGUUUUGCACUGUUUUUAAUAUCACAAAUGUUGUUUUGUAAUGCUUGAAUUUUGUAAUGUUUGUUCUUUUUUUUUUUUCUUUUAAUGUUUUAUGCAUUAUAAAGUAAUCCACAACAUUCAAAUCACAAACCUCAAAUUUAAACAAAAAUAUUACCAUGGCCCAGCUGUAGAAGUAAUAUAACUGCCUGCAAAUGAAAGACCCAAGGAUGAUAAUCAUAAUUUGUAAGGUUUGUGUGGAGACAGUGUGUGCUAGUAACUGCUUCAGCUUAAAGUGAAUCAGGUGAAACAGACUAACAAAGGCUCAUCAAAAACACAUUGCCACUCAGACAAAUUGAAAAUUUGCAAUAGACUGAAUACAAAUGGGUCAUGAUUAGCAUGCUUGAAAUAACAUGUCAAAGAACAUUCAAAGUAAUACGAAUUAUCAGUGACAUUCCACAAACACAUAAGCAUAAUCACACAGUUUCAGUCCUCAUUCCACAACUAAAAUAAAUACUGCCGGAAAACCUCUGCUAACAGUCAAUUUUCAGUCGAAGACAUAGAGGUCCACUAAUAACGAUUUAAAAUAUCCCUGCGAAUAUAAAACUCAAUUUGGCCAAACUUUAAGUGUUAGGUUUUGUGUGUGUGUGUGCGUGUGUGCGCGUGUGCGUGUGUGUGUCAUAAAUAUUCUGUGUUGUAUUUUUGGAUGGAAACGUUAUAUAUUUAAAAUAUUUUUCCAUGGUGAAA